AUGCGUUCAUCUAUUGUGUCUCGUCUGCGUAACUCACCUGAAUUGAUCAGACUGAGUCGCAGCGGAUUUGAUGACUGGUGCCCGACCGAUUCUCUCACCGUCGAGUUAAUGUGCAUGAUGCUGCCAAGCGAUACAGAUAAUGACUCUCAUGAAGAAUCGAUCGAGGAGAAAGGACUAGUAGAUCGAAUACUUUCUAUUGAGGACAAUAGUGAGCAAGGCAGUCGCUGGACACUUGUAACGGAUCCAUUGAUAUUGAGGACACUUUCUCCCGGAGCGAGAUAUGUCGAUGUUAGAGAUCAUGGUCAAGGGUGUUAUGGUGUCAUCUGGUGUUCGGAUAGAUCUUCUUUUGAACACUGCAUUAAGAAUUCGAAUGCAUUAAUUAAAGUUGUGAAAGCUAAUAGAAUGAAAUUGUUUGUCUAUGUGAUGCACGCUGUUGGAAAUGCAGCCUUCCGGCUUGUGUUUGGGAAUGUAGAUGCGUGUUUGAUACCUAAAAUAGGAGCCCUUAAUAAUGCAAUAACACAGCUGCUAGAUGUGCUGAGGCAUCCCGAGGACUACAUGGACCGAGCGUUAGAAAUCUUUGAAAGAGUUAUCCGUUGCUUCAAUGAACUGGACGUUCGGUUGAAACGAACAGAGAAAUCUAUGAAGAAAUUUGUUGAACGACAAGAAACAUUUGAAAUUCUUGGAUCGCUGGUGGAACUCGCCGCCGUACUUUUUGCUGGUAUAUUUGUAACGUUCUUAUAUAAAAAUUGGCAAACAAUCGGUUGGGACAUGAAAAUCGCCCACGUAUUAGGGAUCUCUGGGACGGUUGGCAUAGUGUUCUCGGUCAAUCAAUUGAAGGAAGUUGCAGUUAUCUGCGGAAGAACUGUUGAAAACGUCCAACUGCUACUUCAACAACCGUUGGAUGCUGUUGCAGAUGUAGUACACGUGUAUGCAGCCUGA
Paraglomus occultum is the source of this 939-nucleotide messenger RNA. The record is from the annotation of a GenBank genome assembly. Lineage: Eukaryota; Fungi; Glomeromycota; Glomeromycetes; Paraglomerales; Paraglomeraceae.